Oryctolagus cuniculus (rabbit) is the source of this 302-nucleotide messenger RNA. The record is from RefSeq and is a predicted model, not a curated record. Lineage: Eukaryota; Metazoa; Chordata; Mammalia; Lagomorpha; Leporidae.
GCCCCACCGUGUCUACCGCCGGCCACUGAAAUCUGUCCUACGAAAUGUUCAGGAGAGUGCAGGGUGUUUGCUUCAGAAUGUAUACGGAGGGUGAAGCUAAGAAAAUAGGACUGGUUGGCUGGGUGAAUACCAGCAAAGGCAUUGUGACAGUUCAAGUUCAAGACCCUGAAGACAAAGCCAAUUCUAUGAAAUCCUGGCUGAGCAAGGUUGAGAAUCCUGGUUCUCGCAUUGACUGCACAAACUUUUCUAAUGAAAAAAGCAUUUGCAAACUUGAAUACUCCAACUUUAGAAUUCGAUAUUAA